UGAAGCAAGCAAUGGAUUCCCUCCCUCUCCAUGUCUGUCAUGUCUACAAACUAUCCAUUCUCCUGAACAGAGCAUACUCCCUUGUCCACUCCACGGCUUUGGCUUUCUUGAUUUACUACAGAGUCUCCUUCCUCUUCCAAGAUCUCAACAUCAGAGCCACGCCAGGGCUAGUACCAUGGCUUCUUGUGUUCGCUUCUGAACUCCUCCUCUCUUUUAUAUGGCUCCUCGGUCAAGCUUUUAGAUGGCGUCCCGUUACUCGGACAGUCUUUCCAGAAAGAUUACCGGAGGACGAUAAGCUCCCUGCCAUUGACGUGCUCAUAUGCACCACAGAUCCAGACAAAGAACCAACUGUGGAGGUGAUGAACACUGUGUUAUCAGCCAUAGCGCUGGACUACCCGCCCGAGAAGCUUAACGUGUAUGUUUCAGAUGAUGGUGGGUCUCCUCUGACUUUGCAUGGUAUGAGGGAAGCUUGGAGGUUUGCAAGGUACUGGCUUCCUUUUUGUAGGAGGUAUGGAAUCAAGACCAGGUGUCCAGAGCCUUAUUUCUCGGCUUUAUCUGAUGAUGGAGGUUUAGGGAGUUCUGAGUUCACGACAGAGCGCCAGAAAACUAAGGAAAUGUACGAGAUGAUGAAGGACUCUAUAACAAAAGCAAGAGAAAGAGGCGGGCAAGGCCAUAGUAGGAGCAGUACUGCCCGAGAUCACCCUUCUGUCAUUGAAGUGAUGCAAGAUGAGUAUAAUGGCCCACUUCCUGUGCUAGCAGCUGACAAAACCAAGAUGCCUCUCCUCGUCUACGUUUCUCGUGAGAAAAGGCCUUCUCAUCCCCACCAUUUUAAGGCUGGAGCUCUCAACGUACUUCAAAGGGUGUCAAGUGUGAUAAGCAAUUCGCCCUACAUACUAGCGCUGGAUUGUGACAUGUACUGCAGUGACCCGACAUCAGCAAGGCAUGCAAUGUGUUUCCAUCUUGAUCCUAACAUCCCGCCCUCGCUCGCUUUUGUUCAAUUCCCUCAGAGAUUUCACAACAUCAGCAAGAGCGACAUCUAUGACAGUCAGCUGAGAACACUGUUUUCGGUGCCAUGGCAAGGCCUAGAUGGGCUUCAGGGACCUGUGUUGUCCGGUACGGGCUUUUAUAUCAAGCGGGUUUCGUUACAUGGAAGUACCAGAAAUAUUGCAGACAUGGAUCUCGAGGAACUUAAACAAUCAUUUGGUUCAUCCAAUGAAUUAAUCAAAUCCGUUCGCCGAAUCUACGAGCCAAAUUUGAUGGACGAUCAGGAUAGUUUGCAAAAAGUGACUCAAUUAUUGGCCUCCUGUUCGUAUGAAACCAACACCAAAUGGGGAAAAGAGGUUGGUUUCUUGUACGAUUCUGUGGUGGAAGAUUACUUUACAGGGUUCAGGUUACAUUGCGAUGGUUGGACUUCCGUUUAUUGUGAUACAUCGAGGCCACAAUUCUUAGGAAGUGGUACCACGAAUUUGAAUGACGUCUUAAUUCAAGGGACCAGAUGGAGCUCCGGGUUGAUAGAUGUCGGUUUCUCAAAGUUCUGCCCUCUUAUAUAUGGACCAACCAGAAUCUCCAUUCUUGGGAGCAUGUGCUAUGGAGAACUUGCAUUUUUCCCUCUUUAUUGCUUGCCAUUAUGGUGUUUUGCCACUAUUCCUCAGCUCUGUCUUCUUAAUGGAAUUCCCUUAUACCCUAAGGUCUCAAGCUCCUUUGUUGUUAUUUUCGUGUUCAUAUUUGUAUCGUCUCUUUCUAAACAUUUAUAUGAGGUCCUAUUAACCGGAGGGUCAUUCCAAACCAUGAAAAAUGAACAAAGAAUAUGGAUGAUCAAGUCAGUUACAUGUUACUUGUAUGGAAGCUUAGAUGCUAUUAUGAAGAAGAUGGGUAUGAGGGAAGCCAGUUUCUUUCCAACCAACAAAGUUGUAGACGAUGAACAAGUCAAGCUUUACCAAAUGGGAAAGUUCAAUUUCGCUGCGUCUAACAUUUUUCUUGUUCCUAUGGUUGCUAUAAUAAUCUUAAACAUGGUUGCCUUCGUUGGUGGACUUCUCAGAGUCAUGUUUGUCGGCGAUUGGGACAAGAUACUUGUGCAAGUUUUCAUCUCAGGCUAUAUCUUAAUCAUGAAUUUCCCACUAAUCGAGGGGAUGAUGAUAAGGACGGACAAGGGACGAAUUCAACCAUCGGUCACUCUAUUGUCUGCUAUUGUAUCCAUUAUUUUCUCCUUUUUAGGAUCUAUUAUUAUCUCAAUUUGUUAGGUGAGAUAGUAGAGAACCAUUUAGCUCGUGUUUAUUUUGUGCUGAUCAUGUCAACCAGCCAAAUCUUGGUAUGUAUCAAAGGAUCUCCCUUUAUUAUU
Molecule: messenger RNA, 2338 nt
Organism: Juglans regia (Persian walnut)
Lineage: Eukaryota; Viridiplantae; Streptophyta; Magnoliopsida; Fagales; Juglandaceae
Product: cellulose synthase-like protein G2
Exons: 8
Coding region: 12-2240 (742 amino acids)
Biological process (GO): cellulose biosynthetic process; plant-type primary cell wall biogenesis
Cellular component (GO): plasma membrane; trans-Golgi network
Molecular function (GO): cellulose synthase (UDP-forming) activity; mannan synthase activity
Source: RefSeq, a predicted model, not a curated record